Molecule: messenger RNA, 1632 nt
Organism: Sphaerodactylus townsendi
Lineage: Eukaryota; Metazoa; Chordata; Lepidosauria; Squamata; Sphaerodactylidae
Product: eukaryotic translation initiation factor 4 gamma 2-like
Exons: 5
Coding region: 262-885 (207 amino acids)
Cellular component (GO): eukaryotic translation initiation factor 2B complex
Molecular function (GO): guanyl-nucleotide exchange factor activity; translation initiation factor binding; translation initiation factor activity
Source: RefSeq, a predicted model, not a curated record
UUUUUUUUCCUUGUCCCUUAGGCAUUCCUAAAUGUAUUGGACCAGUGUCCGAAACUGGAGGUGGACAUCCCUCUAGUAAAAUCCUACCUAGCACAAUUUGCAGCCCGUGCCAUAAUUUCAGAACUAGUGAGCAUUUCAGAACUAGCUCUGCCAUUGGAAAGUGGCACUCAUUUCCCGCUGUUCUUGCUUUGCCUUCAACAACUAGCCAAGCUACAGGACCGUGAAUGGUUAACGGAACUCUUUCAACUGAGCAAAGUCAGUAUGCAGAAGAUGCUGCCAGAGAUUGACCAGAAUAAGGACCGUAUGCUGGAGAUCUUGGAAGGGAAAGGACUUAGCUUCUUAUUUCCACUUCUGAAACUGGAAAAGGAGCUAUUAAAGCAAAUAAAGUUGGAUCCAUCCCCUCAAGCUAUCUAUAAAUGGAUUAAAGACAACAUUUCACCAAAACUUCAUGUAGAUAAGGGAUUUGUUAAUAUUUUGAUGACCAGUUUCUUGCAGUAUAUUUCUAGUGAAGUAAACCCACCUAAUGAUGAACCAGAUUCUUCAUCUGCUCCUUCUAAAGAGCAGUUAGAGCAAGAAAAACAGCUGCUUCUUUCAUUUAAGCCAGUAAUGCAGAAGUUCCUUCAUGACCAUGUUGAUCUACAAGUGAGUGCUCUGUAUGCUCUCCAAGUGCACUGCUACAACAACAGCUUCCCAAAAGGCAUGUUACUGCGCUUCUUUGUUCAUUUCUAUGAUAUGGAAAUCAUUGAAGAAGAAGCUUUUCUGGCAUGGAAAGAAGACAUUACACAAGAGUUUCCAGGAAAGGGCAAAGCUUUGUUCCAGGUAAAUCAGUGGCUGACCUGGCUGGAAACUGCUGAGGAAGAAGAAUCUGAGGAAGAAGCUGACUAAACCAGCCAAAGCCUUAAAUUGUGCAAACAUACUGUUGCUAUGAUGUAACUGCAUUUGACCUAACCACUGCGAAAACUCAUUCCGCUGUAAUGUUUUCACAAUAUUUAAAGCAGCAGUGGGUCAGUAGGACUUACUUCUGCGUAAGGGUUUUUGUAGUAUGUCUUAAUCAUAGUCUACCAUAAAAAUAUUUUAGAGUAUCUUUAAUGUUUAGAUAACAGUGUAUUAGCAGCAUGCAAUAAUUACAACAUAAGUUCAGAAGCAGUCUGUGUAAGGAUCUUCUUUGAUGCCAGUUACCAUAGGCUGUUUGUUAGAAAACUGAAUAGCAACACUGAAUACUGUAGAAAUGCACUUUGCUCAGUGUAAUACUUGAGUUGUUGCAAUAUUUGAUUAUCCAUUUGGUUGUUACAGAGAAUCCUUAACUGUAAUCGAUGGUGGUUGCCGUAAUAGUAUAUUGCCUGUAUUUCUACCUCUAGUAAUGGGCUUUUGUGCUAGAUUUUAAUAUCUUUGAGCCUGGGCAAGUGCACAGAUCUUUUAAAAGAAACAUGGUUUACUUGCACAAAAAAUGAUCAGUUUGAAGAGGUGGAUAAAUGCCCUUGGAAGUGGUCUUUGUGGGUGUGAAACAAAAUGGUGAGAAACUGAAUUGGUCCCUAUUAUAGUAUUGAAAUUAAGUCUACUUAAUUUAUCAAGACAUGUUCAUGCCCUGAUUUUAUAUACUUGUAUCUAUCAAUAAACAUUGUGAUACUUGAA